CGUUGGCAGGAAGAGCAGCUCUAGUAGUGGUGGAGGCAUUCAUUAAGGCGAUUUCCCCCCCCACGCUGAGAAUCUGGAUAAUUUAUUUAGCGUGGAGUAGUUCCUUAUCUCCGUUUCGAUCGACAUCAACAGGGGGUGAAAUAAGUAGCCGCGCAGCCUGGCUGACCACCAAGCCGGAGGGUUGUAAAUAGCCGGUUUAUCAAUAAUUUUCUGACAAGCCUCUCUUCAGUUCUCUCAAUUACACAUCAUUGCCGUUACGUUAAAUCUACACCUUCCAACAUUUACGUUUUUGUGAGGGAAUGGCACUGGACUUCGCAGCUGGAUGUAUAGGAGGUGCUGCUGGUGUUUUGGUGGGGCAUCCGUUCGACACUGUAAAGGUGGGUUUCUGCUCCUUCCUCUCCAUCAUAAACUUUUAAGGUUCGCUGUUUUGGCGUUGAAUAGUAGAAAGUCAGACAACUUUACCGGCAGCCUGAAUGCCAAUCGAGGUAAUCUGAACGUACACAAUCACACCGCUGACAAAAAGAAUAAAAUAAUUACACUUGACUGGUUUUAAAUCUUUUAAAAAUAUCUUUAAAAUGUGCCAGAAAUCAGAGUUAGACGGCCUCCACUUCAUAAAACUAUUGAUGCAGCUUUGCAAAUGGAGACGUUCAUCUCAGUUUAGGCAAAAAUUUCUGUUUUGUGCAAUUUGGUUUAAAUAAUAAAAGAUUUCUGUAAAUAAACCUGAAUAUUCCCAACUCUAGAUCAAAAACAGUAAUUUAUUAACCACCCUAAAGGCUGACUAAGGUCUGCAGGUAUAAAUCAUCCACUUAAGGUGUUAGAAAUGUGGCAAGGUGAGGGAGGUCCAGGACUGAUCUCACGAUUGUGUGAAUUUGUUGCAUCUGCUUUAGAGGCGCACACACAUGGUGAAUGGUUUGGUUGUAGUUAUUUUACACCUUGCUUUUAAUGUCGUUUCUCCCUGAGCCGGUGUCUGCUUGGGGCCGGGGGCGGCUGUCUUUAACAGCUACAGUGUCACUGUGUUGUAGAUGAGAGAGAGAAAUAAACAGCCUCUCCACGGAAAUGUGACCUAGUGCGGCUUCAGGUUCAAAAUGUGGACAAACCUCUGUACCGUGGGACGUUUCACUGCUUUCAGUCAAUCAUACGCCAGGAAUCGAUGUUGGGUUUGUAUAAAGGCAUCGGCUCUCCAAUGAUGGGGCUGACGUUCAUCAAUGCCAUAGUUUUUGGUGUCCAAGGCAACGCCAUGCGGCAUCUUGGCCGCGACACACCGCUCAACCAGUUCCUGGCUGGGGCGGCAGCUGGAGCCAUUCAGUGUGUCAUCUGCUGCCCGAUGGAGCUGGCCAAGACGCGCAUGCAGAUGCAAGGGACUGGAGAGAAGAAGUCUAAGAGGAAGAUGUACAAGAACUCUCUGGACUGCCUGGUGAGGAUCUACAACAAGGAGGGAUUCAAAGGGAUCAACCGCGGUAUGGUUACCACCCUGCUGCGCGAGACGCCGGGCUUCGGUGUGUAUUUCCUCACGUAUGACGUGCUGACGCGUUCGCUGGGCUGUGAGCCAGAAGACCCCUACAUGAUCCCAAAGCUGCUGUUUGCCGGCGGGAUGUCGGGCAUCGCCUCCUGGCUCUCCACCUACCCCGUGGACGUGAUCAAGUCGCGCCUUCAGGCGGACGGGGUCGGGGGCGUGAACAAGUACAGCAGCAUCAUGGACUGUGUCAGGCAGAGCUUACAGAAGGAAGGCUGGAGGGUUUUUACACGCGGACUCACGUCUACGUUGCUCCGUGCGUUUCCAGUUAACGCCACCACGUUUGCCACUGUGACUUUGUUUUUGAUGUACAUGCGGCAGGAAGAAGAAUGUAGCAUGCAGAACUCUGAGCCGCCGUGCGUGCAGCUGCAGCCUCUGCCGCAGCAGCCGCAGCCGACCAGCAUGUGAGUCGUUAAAAUCGUCGACAAACCCGUAGAUCAAAGUUAAAGCAGAUCUGUGAUCUGUUUACAGGCAUCUAAUGAACAACUGAGUCGGUAAGCGUCUGGCCAGGUCUGCCACUUGUGGUAUUUAAAGAAUAUAAAUAUAUAAUUAGGCUAAAAGCUGCUUUUGUAUAUACGGUUUCUUCUGAACUACAGAUAUUUUUUGUACAUAUAGUGAGUUUUAAAUUUAUUAGGAAUCUAAAACGUAGAGUCUUUGUCUUUGCUGCUGUUUACUAGUGUCCGGUAUUUGAUGCCUCCACUUUUGUUCCCAUCUAUAUUAAUGUGCUACCAAAAAUUAAGAGUCAAGCAUGCACGAAUCAGUGCAUCACAUUUGCUUCCGUUCAAUGACAAUUUAAAAUAUUUUAUUUUUGGGUUGUUGACCAAAGCUGUUCAUCUCAGUUUGAAUGCAUUUUAGCAUCCUGCAGUAACGGUUACAAAUAUCAACAGUUGGUUACGACAAUAAUUGUUAUAUGUACCCUUCUUUGCCCAUAAAGUCUGACGAAUUUAAUCUAAAUUAUUGCUGCUGUCUUAAGGUUUAUUCAAGUGUUACGUUAGAAUAAACGUUUCACCUCAAAACCAAACUUGCAGCUUCUGUUGCAGAUGUAAUUUAGAUUAAAACAUCAAAUAUAAACAAUCUUAUUUCAACAAUCUGAGUACUUGCAUGAAUGUCAUAGUGACAAAAAAAGCACCUUAAGGAUUCUUAACCACGGGCAUGGUUGAGAACACAAUGGUAAUCAGAAACCAUUUAUAUUUUGUAUUUCCUGCUGAGGCAACAUUUAACUGGAAUGUUGGGCUAAUAGGUCGGCCUGUUUUGAAAGUGGGGUUUUAAAAAUCCCAAAUGUAUAUUUUAUCCUGCCUGUAGAUGUUGGUUGUAAGCCCCAGGUUGUCCACAAGGGGGCAGUAUCUGAGCAGUUGUGUGCAUCCAUUUUGCACAUUAUCCCUCCAGGUGAAAGUUUACCUGAGAUUGCAUCUCUUACAUUGUUUGGGGGUUGCCCAAAGAUGGCGAUGUACAUAUUAAGGGAAUGUCUUUUUUUUUCUGUCUUAGAUUUCUUUAGGUUUUAAUUUUACUGUAAUUGCUAGUUUUUUUUAAGAGUUUGUCUUUGCAGGUGGAGCAGUCUUUAUAUCUUCCUGAAAUGAGCUGCUUAAAAUGACGAAUGUUACCUUUGCAUCCUGUACUUUACUGUAUACGACACGUUGCACCCGAGUAGCACAUCCACAUGUAGUUCUUUAUGAAGACUGCUCAAAUAAAAGACUUGUUUUAAAUAAAUGUGUUGUUUUUAGCUGAAUGUAAAGAUCUGUGUGAGAUAUCAGACAUUUAACUUCUCCAUACAGGAUAAGUGGAGAAUGGAAAAUUGACAAUGACCAGUUUAAGAGUCAAAGCUGACCCCUAGUGGUUAUCAAGAGGCAGCACAGUCACACUUUAGAAGGAAAAAUCAGCAGUGUGUAAAAAAUCUGGGUAUUUAUUAAAGAAAUCUUAAAAAUAUUUCUGUUAUGCACUGAAAACAAAUCUGUACAUUAUUUUACAAAUUAAAUAUCCAAGUGUUGAUACUUGAUUGAGCUCCUGAUCUUAGUGUUGAUAGGCUCACCAUCAGGGUGAAUUAUAGAAAACUCAAACAUUGCUUCUACUAUAUUAUUAAAAUAUGUGUUUUUUUAAUGUGCAAAGACAAAAUCAACGCUCUUAUUGAGGCAAUACAGUUACAUAGUAACAAACGUCUUGUUCCUCCAAAGGCUGAAAACAGAUAAGUUAUGAAAAAUAAACCAGAUUGACUCAUCAGGUGUUGUUUCCCGUUUUCGGUGUGUUCACAAGGAACGAGUCGCAGGAGUAGCGCAGGAAGCGAUAGAUCUCCUCGGCUCUGGAUCGACUCAUGUUGCCUCCUUUCUGUAUGGCUUCAACUGGGCUGCAGGUGCAAAACACGUAGGUGAGCAAAAAAAUAAAUAAAAAAUGGAGGUGCUCUUUUUUUAAUUAUAAAAUUCUGCGCGUCAUGCUUCCUUUACCUGUCUAUUAGCUGGGCGAUCGAAUGAAAGUUGUGGCUCAAGUUGAGAGCGUGGGCGUAGUUGACUGAAGGGAUGCUCAAAUACAUCUGCAGGACCUGCUGCCUGUGCUGCCCUUUGACCUCCAGCGGUACAGUGAUGCCUUGACCUUUACGGUGCUCCAGUCUGGCUAAAUCCAUCAGCAGGACGGCCGUGUCCUCAGCGCCAUCGCUCCAGAGCAGUCGCACCCCUGCAGACACCAGUGCUGCCACCAUGUUGUCAUAGUAACGCGUGCGCUGGAACGGCCGGGACGUCUCACCUGAAACAGAUUAUUCAAAAACAGAUCGGAUACUUGAAAUCUCAAAAGAUGUUUCCCAUCCAUCCAUCAAAUCUGGCAGUGUGCCGUCAUUUUUUAACGUACCCGUCUUGGUUCGAUCUUUCUCCACAAUCAGGCACACACGAUCAAACAGCACCUGCAGGCCGGUGACUCUUUCCACCAGUCUCUUCCGGUUCUGCAUUGCAGCCACGUCUGACUGGCUGUGCCUCUCCACCGCCAUGCGGUUGCUGACGAUGAAGUAGCUGCCGUCCAGCGAGCAGAUGUGGACGGUUGCGGCAUGCCGCUGGCGUAGGAGACUCAUCAGCUCUACUCCGCUGCUGAUGCAGCGGCUGUCCACCAGAAUGCACACAGAGCCAGACGUUGAAGGCGACCCCUUUUCCGCUGACUGACUUUGCGCAGAGGAUUUCUGAGGAGCAGCAGAAGAAAAGCAUGAAGACAUCGUUGCAGAAACAGGCGCGCUUCUUCCUGAUCUUCCGAUCAUACCUGCGGUUCUUUUUUCGACACAGACUCCUCAAAGUCAAGCUCGUCAGAGAGAAGAUGUUGACUUUCCAACUUCUGGAACAUUUUCUGUUCUUCACUCGAUGAGCGAAUCGGUACUUUACUCAACGACGACGCUCUGGAUGAUGAAGAUGAAGAGGACGCAGCUUGUGUCUGGUUUUGCUGCAAGUGGACAACACUCCCUGCUGUACUCAGAUCCAUCAUCUUCCUCCCUUCCUCCUCCUCUUCACUAGAAUCAUUAAUGCGUAUGACUCGGGUGCGUUUGGUUUUCACACCAGCUCUCUGCUCGGGUGGAGGUUCACUUCUGGUCUUGCUGUCUGCCCUUGUUCUGUGCAGAAAAACACGUCUUCUGGUUGCGUACUGCCUCCUCCCAUCCACACACGAGUCCUCGGGCAUAAGCUCAACAUCUUCAACCUCUUCCUCGUUGCUCUCCAGCUCCUCUUCAUCGCUUCCAACUACAAAGCUGUCCUCUGCAUACGUCUCAUCCUGCUCAGGAACCUG
Messenger RNA from Nothobranchius furzeri (turquoise killifish), 5260 nucleotides. It is a transcript of the gene slc25a29l, whose product is annotated as solute carrier family 25 member 29-like. Gene Ontology annotation, cellular component: mitochondrion. Gene Ontology annotation, biological process: mitochondrial L-ornithine transmembrane transport. The record is from RefSeq and is a predicted model, not a curated record. Gene Ontology annotation, molecular function: high-affinity L-arginine transmembrane transporter activity. NCBI's taxonomy places the organism in Eukaryota, Metazoa, Chordata, Actinopteri, Cyprinodontiformes, Nothobranchiidae.